AGAAUCAUGAUCACUAACAUAGCAACGAAAUGGAGGGCUCUCAGCGGCGAGGGAGACUGGAAAGGUCUGCUAGAUCCUCUCGACCUCGAUCUCCGCCGGUAUAUCAUUCACUACGGCGAAAGAGUUCAAGCUGUUUAUGACGCAUUCAUUGGGGACGAGAAGUCUAAGCACUGUGGACUUUCCCGCUAUGCCAAGAGACACUUGUUCUCUAAGGUGGGGUUAGAACAGGGCAAUCCAUAUAAGUAUGAAGUGACAAAAUAUAUCUAUGCUACGACGUCAAAUAUCUCAAGCAGCCGCGGCUUUAUCAAGAGGUCCAUAUCUGUUGAUCCACCGGCUGGGGAUUCAAACUGGAUUGGUUACGUUGCGGUGGGCACCGUGUUAGGGAGGAGGGACAUUUUGAUUUGUUGGAGGGGAACGGAGGGGACGGGCGAGUGGGUGAUGAAUAUGCGGUUCGAUUUGGCCUCAGCUUCUGCAAUACUUGGAAAGAAGUAUGAUCCAAAGGUGCACGAUGGUUGGUACACCAUGUACACUACGGCUCACGCGGGUUCAGCGUACAAUUCCACUAGUUGUAGAGAGCAGGUUCUAAGUGAGGUAAGGAAACUUGUAGACAUUUACAAGGAUGAGGAAGUGAGCAUUACUGUGACUGGCCACAGCUUGGGCGCUGCAAUGGCAACUCUGAAUGCCGUCGACAUUGUUUACAAUGGAUAUAAUAAUAUGCAUGCAGGGCCGCGCACAAAUGAGCCAAUCAAGGCCUGUCUCGUCACAGUCUUUGUGUUUGGUGUGCCCCGCGUCGGGGACGAAGGGUUUCUCAAACUAUUCUCUGAUCUCAAAAAUCUUCAUGUCUUACGCGUCAAUAACAAGCCAGGCGAUAUUGUCCCCUCCCUGCCACCGUUCGUGCCGCCGUUGUUCCCAUACGUUGAUGUGGGAGUGGAGUUGAUAAUCGACACUCGCAAAUCGACCUACUUAAAAAAUAUUGUUAUUGAUUCCCACGCGCAUAACCUGGAAGUUUAUAUGCAUGGAAUUGCAGGGACACAUGGGGAAGAUGGGGAAUUUAAAUUGGAAGUGAAUCGUGAAAUUGCACUUGUAAACAAGACGUCGGAUGCUCUAAAAGAUGAGCUUCUUGUACUUGAUAAUUGGUGGACUACGAAGAACAAGUCUAUGGUCCAAAACGACGACGGCACUUGGGUGUUGAUGGAUCAUGAGAGUGAUGAUAGCCUUAUAAUCAUGCCUGGUUUGAAAAUUGUGUGA
Alnus glutinosa is the source of this 1248-nucleotide messenger RNA. RefSeq names its product phospholipase A1-IIbeta-like. The transcript is spliced from 2 exons. NCBI's taxonomy places the organism in Eukaryota, Viridiplantae, Streptophyta, Magnoliopsida, Fagales, Betulaceae. Gene Ontology annotation, biological process: lipid metabolic process. The record is from RefSeq and is a predicted model, not a curated record. The coding region runs from base 7 to 1248 and encodes 413 amino acids. Gene Ontology annotation, molecular function: glycerophospholipid phospholipase A1 activity.